Enhydra lutris kenyoni (northern sea otter) is the source of this 933-nucleotide messenger RNA. RefSeq names its product olfactory receptor 2L3-like. Gene Ontology annotation, molecular function: G protein-coupled receptor activity; olfactory receptor activity. Gene Ontology annotation, biological process: G protein-coupled receptor signaling pathway. Gene Ontology annotation, cellular component: membrane. The record is from RefSeq and is a predicted model, not a curated record. Lineage: Eukaryota; Metazoa; Chordata; Mammalia; Carnivora; Mustelidae.
AUGGAAAAUAUUAACCAAACAUCUACUGAUUUCUUUUUAUUGGGGUUAUUCCCACCAUCAAGAAUUGGCCUGUAUUUUUUCAUUUUCAAUUUUCUCAUUUUCCUAAUGGCUCUGUUUGCCAACCUGUCCAUGAUCAUCCUUAUCCUCCUGGACACCCAUCUCCAUACACCCAUGUAUUUUCUACUUAGUCAGCUCUCCCUCAUGGACCUGAACUUCAUCUCCAACAUUGUUCCCAAGAUGAUUUCUGAUUAUCUCUCUGGGAACAAGUCUAUUUCUUUCAUCAGAAGUGCAGUUCAGAGCUUCUUCUUUGUUGCUUUACGGUCUGAAGGAUUAAUAUUGGCCUCUAUGGCCUAUGAUCGUUAUGUGGCAAUUUGCUUUCCUCUCCAUUAUCCCAUUCGUAUGAGCAAAAGACUGUGUGUGUUGAUGAUAACAGGAUCUUGGAUCAUGGGCUCCAUCAACUCCUGUGCCCACACUGCAUAUGUCCUCAAUAUACCUUACUGUCGAUCCAGGACCAUCAACCAUUUCUUCUGUGAUCUUGCAGCCAUGUUGACUCUGGCCUGCAUGGACACCUGGGUCUAUGAGUACACAGUGUUUUUGAGCAUCACUCUUCUCCUUGUGUUUCCAUUCAUCUGCAUUGCAUGUUCCUAUGGCCGGGUCCUCCUUGCUAUCUGUCGCAUGUGGUCAACAGAAGGGAGGAAGAAGGCCUAUUUGACCUGUAGCACCCACCUCACUGUGGCGACUUUCUACUAUGCACCUUUUGUUUACACUUAUCUAUGCCCAAGAUCCUUUCGAUCUCCCACAGAGGACAAGGGCCUGGCUGUCUUCUACACCAUCCUGACCCCCAUGCUCAACCCCAUCAUCUACAGCCUUAGAAAUAAGGAGGUGAUGGGGGCCCUGAAAAGAGUGAUUCAGAGGUUCUGGUCUGUAAAAUGA